Blastomyces gilchristii SLH14081 is the source of this 3796-nucleotide messenger RNA. RefSeq names its product DUF323 domain-containing protein. The record is from RefSeq and is a predicted model, not a curated record. The transcript has 9 exons. NCBI's taxonomy places the organism in Eukaryota, Fungi, Ascomycota, Eurotiomycetes, Onygenales, Ajellomycetaceae. The coding region runs from base 721 to 3474 and encodes 917 amino acids.
AAGCCACAGAUGUUUGCAAGCAGCGCAAAUUGGCCCAAACAGGCUAAACGAGCCAAACAGAGCAAACGAUGCAAACAACUCCUACAUUAGCGUCAACUCUAUCAACCUUAUACUUUCCAGGUUCCAACGUCAUCAUCCAAUGGGUCUUACUCCCGCAUGCUUCCCGCAUCCUUGGACCUGGCAGCGGGAUAUCAAAAAGCACGGGAAAAGCGGAGAAACCACAAUGGACUUGACCACAAUGCAACAUUUCGCUAGGAACCGGAUGAGGAUGCUUACGUUCUCCCAAUUGCCCCGUUUAAUUAACCCUAGCCUUCUGCCAAUUUGCUGUUCGUUUCCAGGCGAGCGAUGGUCAGGUUCUAGCAACUCACUCUACGUCAUCGGUGUGGUGAAAGUUUGGAGACUAAGGCAGCGUAUCCGCGAUUGAGCAGCUUUUUGCUCUACGAAACUCUAACCACCAGAGCUAAAUUAUUCCUCAUCCCUCUCCAUCGCGGACGAUAUCUGAGCAUCGGCAAGCUGCUACUCGACCCCGUAAAGUGACCAUUAAGGACGACGGACCGUUCUAUUCAGCCGAUAUUCAGGUACUAAUUUCAUUUCUAGACCCAAGCCCCCUCAGACCCUCAGACUGAUUCCAAUCGUCCACACCCCGGCUGACGGCACAUCUCCCUGGGGAAGCAGUGCGGAAUUUUGAGCCUGGUUUAAAGUCCGUAUAUAUAUAUAUAUAUGUGGGUGUGUGUGACCCGCCUACCAAGGUUCAUCCAUUCCACUAGCUUCUGUCAUACAUUUCAUCAUCUUUCUCCGUCCCUGAUCGCAGAACAACAGGAUUUUUUUAUCAUCUUCACAUUUUCCCUAUUUCAUUUGCAGUUAACUAUUCUACAGCAUAUAUUUUUCCAAUCUUCAGCGAAAAUGGCGCCUUCCAAAUUGAGCAACGUACCUAUCAUGGACAUCCAUGUAAAUGACCUCAAGGACUCACUGGUCAACGAUAUCUACGCAGGGCUCAAGCCCUCGCAUGGAGGCGCAAAGUCCUUACCAACCCUCCUCCUCUACAGUACCGAAGGCCUUCGUCAGUUUGAAGAUAUCACUUAUGUGGAUGAGUAUUAUUUGACCAACGCCGAGAUCGAGGCCCUGACCACACAUGCAGCCAAGAUUGUCAACCAACUCCCGGAAAAUGCACAGCUGUUGGAACUGGGUAGCGGGAAUCUUCGGAAGAUCAAGAUAUUGUUGGAUGAGUUUGAACGAAAGCAAAAAGCAGUUGAAUAUUUCGCUCUGGAUCUAUCCCGAGAGGAGCUUCACCGGACCUUCGCUGAAAUCCCUCAGGGAGGUUAUAAAUAUGUUCGAUGCCGCGGGCUCCACGGCACCUACGAUGAUGCUCUCAUCUGGUUGACUAGGCCGGAGAAUAGACGAAAUCCGACUUGUAUUUUGUCCAUGGGAUCUUCCAUUGGCAAUUUCACUCGUCCAGAAGCGGCGCAGUUUUUGAACCGAUUUUCCAAGAUGCUCGGGCCAUCCGACUCCAUGCUGAUUGGAAUAGAUUCCUGUCAGGAUCCUGAAAGGGUCUAUAAGGCUUACAACGACAGUCAGGGCGUUACCAGGGACUUUUAUAUGACAGGGCUUUCCCACGCUAAUUCUAUUCUCGGGUUUGAAGCCUUCAAAAAGGAAGAUUGGGGCGUGGCUGGUCACUACGAUGUGGUGUCUGGGGCCCAUAUGGCAUAUUAUGUCCCUAACAAGGAUGUUACCUUCGAUGGAGUGGUCCUUGAAAAGGGUGAAAAGAUAUUUUUCGAGCAGGCCUUCAAAUAUGGGCCAAAGGACUGCAAAGACCUAUUUCAACAUGCGGGACUAACACCAAUAGCACAGUUUGGAAAUAACACCGGUGAAUAUUAUGUUCAUCUUCUGUCGUCUUGCGCCCUGGAAAUGCCAACUCGAGCAGCGCAGUACGCAGAGAAUGUAAUACCCAAUGUCGCAGAUUUCGAGAACCUCUGGAAGACCUGGGAUAUGGUUACUUUAUCCAUGAUUCCGCAGGAUGACCUAUUAUCAAAGCCGAUUAGGUUAAGAAACGCGUUGAUUUUUUACCUUGGGCAUAUUCCAGCUUUUCUUGACAUUCACCUGACACGAGCCACGGAUGGCACUCCGACGGAACCCAAGCACUUCCAAUCGAUGUUUGAGCGGGGUAUUGAUCCAGAUGUUGAUAAUCCCGAACUUUGCCAUGAUCAUUCCGACAUCCCAAGCGAAUGGCCAUCCCUUGGAGAGAUUUUGGCUUACAGAGAUGCAGUUCGCAGCCGAACACUCGCUCUAUUAGAGAAGAGAACGAAGGACCGCCGUUUGGCCGAGGCGUUAUGGAUUGGCUUCGAGCAUGAAGCGAUGCAUCUUGAAACAUUCCUAUACAUGCUUUUGCAGAGUGACAAGGCUCUACCACCCCCUGGAGUUCUCCGACCGAAUUUUGAGUCUCUUGCUCGCCAAUCCGCGUUAGAAUCAAGGGAGAACUCAUGGUUUACAAUUCCUGAGCAGCAGAUAUCUAUUGGCUUAGAUGAUCCGAACGAGCAUGUUAUCCCAGAGCACUCCUUCAGCUGGGAUAAUGAAAAGCCCAAGAGAAACGUGAACGUUUCAGCCUUUGCUGCGCAAGCCAGGCCUAUUACAAAUGGAGAAUAUGCAACAUACUUGGAAGAGCAUCACAUCACAACCAUACCAGCGACAUGGAUUGACCUAACCCCAAAGACUGGUGAUGUUAAACGGAAUGGCUAUGACAGUUGCAAUGGCUAUUCCACCAAUGGGGUAAGACAAUCAAGCACCAGCGCGACCAAGAAGUUUCUGGAGAAAUUUGCUGUUCGCACUGUCUUCGGACCUGUACCAUUGAAGUGGGCGCUUAAUUGGCCGUUGAUGGCUUCUUAUAAUGAGCUUCAAGGGUACGCGGAAUCUGUCAACUGCAGGAUUCCCACCUUUGAAGAAGUUCGAAGCAUUUACCAGUACUCCGCGUUUCUUAAAUCUAAGCAAAGAAAUGGAGCAACUUCUUUGACAAACGGGCAUAGCAACGUGCCUAACGGGACCGUGAAAACCUUUGACAGAUCAGUUGAACCCGCUAAAGAUACUCACGGAAACCCUCGCUCACCGGAUCACCAGCCUGUUCAAUGCCCUUCAGCAGACCCCAUGCCAGUGUAUAUCGACCUCGACGAAAAUUGUAACGUUGGGCUCAAACACUGGCACCCUACCCCAGUCACCCAAAACGGAGACAGACUUUCCGGGCAGGGUGAACUGGGGGGCGUCUGGGAAUGGACAAGCACUCCUCUACAUGCGCAUGAAGGGUUCAAAGCUAUGGACCUUUACCCAGGCUAUUCAGCCGACUUUUUCGAUGGAAAACAUAACAUUGUUUUGGGGGGUUCCUGGGCCACCCAUCCUCGGAUCGCGGGUCGAACAACAUUUAUUAACUGGUAUCAACGCAAGUACAUCUAUGUAUGGGCAGGUGCACGCCUAGUUCGAGACAUCUAAAAUUAUUCAAUUUUUGAGCUCCACAAAUUUGUCAAGAUGCAAGAGCAGCAUGCUAUUUGUCUGUCAUUAUCAAUAUAUGUUUUUCUUUUUUCCUUCCGCUGGCAGAGUCAUAAUCUACUACAUUGCCUGGACAAUACAACAUUAAUGUAUAUAAUAAAUUUAGGGUGAAUAUUGUUAAAUGUACAAUUGUUCUUGCUUAGUCUCUUCUUUUAAAAAGAACUACGAACGCUACACAACAAUGUUACUAUUUUUAAUCACAUAACAUUCAGCAAAAGAUGGAAAAUUCUAUCCUUUGGUUCAGAACAGGUAUCUUGUAUUGUAG